Argiope bruennichi is the source of this 2520-nucleotide messenger RNA. RefSeq lists its product as uncharacterized. The transcript has 4 exons. The record is from RefSeq and is a predicted model, not a curated record. NCBI's taxonomy places the organism in Eukaryota, Metazoa, Arthropoda, Arachnida, Araneae, Araneidae. Gene Ontology annotation, molecular function: nucleic acid binding. The coding region runs from base 1 to 2520 and encodes 839 amino acids.
AUGAAAAAGAGUGAAAUAAUACGUUUAAUUGAGGAGAGUGAUGUGUACAAAAAUGACAACGAAGUUGUUAAAGAUGCUGUGGAUCGAAUAAUAAGGAAUAAAAACCAAAAAUCCGAUCAGGAUAGUGAAAUAGAACUAGAGCGUCUUAGAUUAGAGAGAGCUAAAAUAGAAUUACAAUUAGCGCAAUUAAGGGCUAAUGAAAAUAGUACUCAGACUUCCGUUAAUGUAGAGCGUAAAACCGAACCAGAAGAGUCUCUGGAUAGCUUAUUAAAGUCUGACUCUGUAUUUGGGUAUAUUGUAGGAGGUAGCGUUUCGAGUUCAGUUAAAUUAAAUGCUAACUAUUGCGGUUUAAUAUGUGGAGCAGAAGAAUUAAAUUCAAACUUGAGAAAAUUUUGGGAGAUUGAGGAAAUGGGUAAUGAAUUACCUAAAAGUAAAGAGAAUGCUAUUUGUGAGGAGCAUUAUGCGCGAACACAUAGAAGAGAUGAGACAGGAAAAUAUACUGUGGCGAUGCCAUUUAAAGAGCAUUGGUCAUGUCUAGGGAAUUCAAGAGAUAUUGCUCUGAAACGACUCGAAUCGCUGUGGACUCGCCUGUCUAGAGACCAAAAAUAUCUGAAACUGUAUUCUGAUUUUCUAAAGGAAUAUGAGGAGUUAGGCCAUAUGAGCGAGAUACAAGAUGAAAGUGUUGAACCUGAAGUGACAUAUUAUAUGCCUCAUCAUGGCAUCUAUAGGCCUCAAAAAACGACGACUAAACUACGUACUGUGUUUAAUGCGUCCACCUUGACUAGUAGUGGAAAAUCGCUCAACUCAAUUCAGUAUAACGGUGGAGUGAUUCAAGACGAUCUAUUUACAUUGCUAAUUAGAUUCAGAAAACAUAUAUUUGCCUUUACUGCAGAUAUUCGUCAGAUGUAUCGUAUGAUCAAUAUAGAUGAGAGUCAAAGAAAUCUACAAAGAAUUUUGUGGAAAGAGGGAGCUAAUGAGCCCAUUAAAACGUAUCAGCUAAAUACGGUUACCUACGGAACGGUUAGUGCUCCAUAUCUAGCCAUGAGAACACUUAAGCAAAUUUCCAUUGACGAGGGAAAAAACUUUCCAAGUACUGCAUCAGUCUUGUGCCAUGAUUUUUAUAUGGACGAUGUUUUAAGUGGAGCGAGUACAUUGGAAGAGACAAAAACUUUGCAACAUGAACUUGUUGGCAUUCUAAAAACUGCCCAGAUGUCGUUACACAAGUGGUGUGGAAAUACUUCCGAGCUUAUUCCUGCUACUGAGAAAGAGUAUGAGUUCUCAUCUACAGAUGAAAUUAAGACUUUAGGGAUUGCCUGGAAGGCUAAAACUGACUGCUUUACCUUUAAAGUAGAUUUACAGUAUAAUGCCCAUCCUACCAAAAGGUCGGUCUUAUCCAUUAUCGCCCGACUUUUUGAUCCACUUGGGUUACUUGGGCCAGUGAUCACGAAAGCAAAAAUAUUCAUGCAACAAUUGUGGUUGCUCAAGAUCGAUUGGGGUGAAAUGCUUCCCGAGAAAGAAGCUAGUGAAUGGCAAGAGUUUGUAACAUCUUUAAGAAACUUAAAUGACAUUAACGUAGAAAGAUGUAUUGUCAUUCCAAACGCGGAAGUGAAUGAGCUUCAUGGAUUCUGUGACGCGUCUGAAAAGGCAUAUGGCGCUGCAAUCUACGCCAGAACAGUCGAUUCAGCGGGUGAAGUGAAAGUGAAGCUAAUCGCGAGUAAAUCUCGUGUGUCACCAAUCAAGCAGGUAACUAUACCUCGUUUAGAAUUAUGCAGUGCCGUUCUGCUCACCAAAUUGAUGCAGAAGGUAAAAAAUGCCUUAAAAAUGGAUAUUACGUCAGUAUCGUAUUAUUCGGACUCUACAAUCGUGCUUUCGUGGAUGAGAAAAGAGUCACGAGACUUAAAAACAUUUGUUGCGAACAGAGUGGCUACUAUUCAAGAAUCCACAGAAAUGAAUCAGUGGCAUCACGUUCCUUCCGAACAAAAUCCCGCCGACGUCAUUUCAAGAGGACUUGAUCCAACGAGAAUGCAACAAAGUGACUUAUGGUGGUUUGGUCCAACCUUUCUCCAAGAACUGGUUGUGAACUUUCCUGGUGAUUGCGACGACAUCCACUAUCCAUUGGACAGUUCUGUGCAGAACAGGGACGUUUCUUCUGAGAAACUUUAUUUAGCAGAACUCAAAAAUCCGACUAAUUUCUGUUUAAUUUCAGCUGUGGACUCAUCAUUUUUAGACAAUAUACUUAGUGUAGCUGCCUUUAAUUGUGAAAUAAAAGCCCUCAAAAAAGGUGAAAAUGUUAAUAAGAGUGAGGCAAUCCACUUGGAAAUAGUCACUGACUUAACUGCAGAGGCAAUGAUUGCCACUUUAAAGCGCUUUUUUAGCAGAAGAGGUGUUAGUUCCUCUAUCUGUUCUGAUAAUGCAACUAAUUUCAAAGGGGCCAAUUCAGAUUUGAAACGUUUGCAAAAUAUGAUUGGUAGACCCCCAGAGCCUUUAGCUAAUUACUUAACAACUGAACAAGUGACAUAG